CGCCUGUCAGAAACAAUACUGAGGCCGGCCUCGGCCGGCUGUCUGCGAGUGACGUUAUCGCACUCAUGCGGCUGCGUUAAGCGUUCGUGCAGAGGCGCCAAAUCUUUUGUGAUCAAUAAAAGCGCUUAAGCAAAAUUAAAAAAAAAAAAAAAGUUGUUUAUGGUGAUGUUUACGGAUGUAAUGGCUGCGAACCAUUAGAUGUCGAAGCGGACCCUUCCUUCUCCGGAGUAGUUGGAGGCUAGGUUUCAUUUAGUAGUGUUUGCGCAGACCGGCUGGUGUCUUGUAGGCCUGUGGUAAACAUGCCGCUAACGGCCGGUGUAAUUCGUCGGCUGGACGAGACAGUAGUCAACCGGAUCGCCGCAGGGGAGGUCAUCCAGCGACCCGCCAAUGCGAUCAAGGAGAUGAUGGAGAACUGUAUAGAUGCAAAGUCAACAAGCAUCCAGGUGACUGUUAAAGAAGGUGGAAUGAAAUUAAUCCAGAUUCAAGACAAUGGAUGUGGAAUAAGGAAAGAAGACUUGGAUAUCGUGUGUGAGCGAUUUACCACAAGCAAACUUCAAUCCUUCGAAGACUUGUCUAACAUUGCUACUUAUGGAUUUCGAGGCGAAGCACUGGCAAGUAUCAGUCAUGUGGCUCAUGUUACUAUAACCACAAAAACAGCAGAUGGAAAAUGCGCUUACAGGGCUUGUUAUGCAGAUGGCAAAUUAAAAGCACCCCCCAAACCAUGUGCAGGCAAUCAAGGAACUCAGAUUAUGGUUGAAGAUCUAUUUUAUAAUGUAUCUACAAGGAGAAAAGCUCUGAAGAGCCCCAGUGAAGAACAUGCAAGAAUAGUUGAAGUUGUGAGCAGGUAUGCUAUCCACAACUCUGGCAUCAGUUUCUCAGUUAAAAAACAAGGCGAGACAAUGGCAGAUGUGAGGACAUUAUCAAGUGCAACAACUGUAGAUAAUAUCCGGUCUAUAUAUGGAAAUGCUGUGAGCAGGGAGCUAAUAGAAGUUGGAUGUGAAGAUGCCAAGCUUGCCUUUAAAAUGAAAGGAUAUGUGACUAAUGCCAACUAUUCAUUGAAGAAAUGCAUUUUCUUACUCUUCAUUAAUGCAAGACUGGUUGAAUCGACAGCUUUAAAAAAAGCUAUAGAGUCUGUGUAUGCUGCCUAUUUACCAAAGAAUACUCAUCCAUUUCUGUAUCUAAGCAUUGAAAUAUCUCCUCAAAAUGUUGAUGUGAAUGUCCACCCGACAAAACAUGAAGUUCAUUUUUUGCAUGAAGACAGUAUCAUUGAGAAGGCACAGCAGCACAUAGAGAGCAAAUUGCUGGGAUCCAACUCUUCAAGAAUGUAUUUCACUCAGACCUUGUUGCCUGGAGCCUCUAUAUCUGCUAGCGAGGUUAUUAAACCAUUGGCAGGUUCUUCUCAGAAGCCAGGAGAGAAGGUGUAUGCUCAUCAGAUGAUCCGAACAGAUGCCAAGGACCAAAAGCUGGAUGCUUUUCUUCAGCCUCUUUCCAGGUCUCUGCCAUCAACUGCCCUUGGAAGUCAGAAUUCUGAAGUUACUAAGGAGGAAAAUUGCCCAAAAGAAAUUAUGGAAGAUAUAAACAUGCAUGAUGUGUCUGAUGUCUCUAAUAGUAGAAGUGACGAUGACAAAAAUACAGAUGGAACGGCUUGCACUUCUGGGGACACUGCACCACCCAGGAAGAAGAGAGUGCGCACUGACUCUGAUGAAGAGAUGGUGGAGGUUGAAACAGACAAUUAUAUGACCGCUGCCUCCACUCCAAGGAGAAGGAUUAUAAAUUUAACUAGUGUUUUGACCCUUCGGAAAGAAAUUGAGGAAAGGGCACAUGAAGGCCUCCAGGACAUGCUGCGUAAUCACUCGUUUGUUGGCUGUGUUAGUCCCCAGUGGUCUUUAGUUCAAUAUCAGACAAAGUUGUACCUGUUAAAUACAACAAAGCUGAGCCAGGAGCUCUUUUAUCAAAUACUUAUUUAUGACUUUGGCAACUUUGGCAUUCUGAAACUGUCUGAAUCUGCACCCCUUUAUGACUUGGCAAUGCUAGCUUUGGACAGCUCCGAAAGUGGAUGGACAGAAGAAGAUGGACCAAAGGAAGGACUUGCUGAGUACAUUGUUCAAUUCUUGCAGAAGAAGUGUGAGAUGUUAAAAGAUUAUUUUUCACUUGAACUUGAUGAGAAAGGAAACCUUACUGGACUCCCACUAUUGAUAGACAACUAUAUUCCGCCUUUGGAAGGACUGCCUAUGUUUAUUUUGCGCUUAGCCACUGAGGUGAACUGGGAUGAUGAAAAGGAAUGCUUUGAAAGCUUCAGCAAAGAAUGUUCACUGUUUUACUCUCUCAGGAAGCAGUUCAUAUUGGAGGAAUCUGCUUGUGAGGAGAAGAGUGCUGAAAUAACUUCUCCAUCAUGGAAGUGGACAACUGAACACAUACUAUAUAAAGCCUUCCGAACACACCUCCUUCCCCCAAAACCAUUUGCAGAAGAUGGAAGUAUCUUGCAACUCGCAAACUUGCCAGACCUGUAUAAAGUGUUUGAAAGAUGCUAGCUCAUCUGGCUAGUUUCCCCAUUGUAAAUGCCAUUUCUAGCCUUGUUUUCUAGAUUACCGUCAUGGCUGUUAAAAAAAAUAAAUUAAAAAAAUGUAAGGUUCUAUUGCCUAUUUGAAUGUGUAUGGAUGAAUGCACAGUAUGAAACAAAAUGUAUAUUGGCAAGAGUUACAUCAGAAUAAAUGUUUUAUGAAGAGCAUGCUCCUUAACAAAGUUGAUAAUGUAUGUUAAUAAAGUUUGUAUUUUUCUGCUUUAUAUUUAUAUCACUGAAAACGGUGCCAAAGAACAUUUUUAUGGAUGUAAAAAUGAAUAUAUGUAUAUAUACUUUAUAUUUACAAACAGAAUAUGUGAUUGUAUAAAGCAAUAAACCUUGCUUGGCAGUA
This is a messenger RNA of Spea bombifrons (plains spadefoot toad), 2912 nucleotides long. RefSeq names its product mutL homolog 1 (gene MLH1). Gene Ontology annotation, cellular component: MutLalpha complex. Gene Ontology annotation, biological process: mismatch repair. The transcript is spliced from 19 exons. NCBI's taxonomy places the organism in Eukaryota, Metazoa, Chordata, Amphibia, Anura, Pelobatidae. The record is from RefSeq and is a predicted model, not a curated record. Gene Ontology annotation, molecular function: ATP binding; ATP hydrolysis activity; ATP-dependent DNA damage sensor activity. The coding region runs from base 300 to 2531 and encodes 743 amino acids.